AUGACUAUUUCUGAUGAUGAAGAACUAGAGAUUGCUGGAGGGUUCAUUGUGGACGACCCUGAUUUGAAGAGAAAACGUGGUGGUAGAAGAAAGGCAGCAGUGGUUAAAUAUGAUAUCUCAUCGGAUGAGGAACAACUUCCUAAAAAGAGAAAGGCCACCACCCGUGGGACUAGAGCGAGAACGAAAAGAGCUCCAGCUGCAGCUACUCGUUCUGGUGACAGUGACGAAGAAUUUAAGAUCAUCGGUAAUGAAUCAGAUGAUGACAUCAUCGUUGUCAGUAGUUUUGAUAAGAAAGAUGGCCAAUCGGGUGAUUCAAUCCAUGAUGCCAUUCUUCUAGAGGAUGACUUAGAAGUCAUUCAAACUGAUGGUGAUGGUGAUGUGGAGGUGGAGGAUGAUGAUGUUCCCUUGGCGAAACGAGCAUCGGGCAAAGGAGCGAAAAAGACUGCAACUAAAAAGAAACCCGCAACACGUAAAAAGAAAGAACCAAAGGUGAAAGUACCCUAUUUCACUAGAGUUACCAACAAGCUUUAUGAGCAACAUCCAAAGUUAAAAGAAGUUUUCCCAUAUUUGGAAUCUGUUGAAAAAAUAGCCGUUGAACGUGCUGAACAACCUCCUGGUAUGACCAUCAAACUCUUACCUUUCCAGUUAGAAGGAUUGAAUUGGUUAAGAAAGCAAGAAGAUGGAGAAUUCGGUGGAGGGAUCCUUGCCGAUGAGAUGGGGAUGGGUAAAACCAUCCAAACAAUUGCGUUGUUUAUGUCAGAUUUGGAAAAACGACCAAACUUGGUUGUGGGACCAACGGUGGCACUUAUGCAAUGGAAACAUGAAAUAGAAAGACAUACACUGGGGGAGAACCAACUAAAAGUUUUAUUAUACCACGGGGCUAAUAGAGCGUCUGAAGUGGAAGAAUUAAUGAAAUACGAUGUGAUAUUGACCAGUUAUUCCGUAUUGGAAAGUGUUUAUAGAAAGGAACAUUCUGGGUUCAAGAGGAAACUGGGGGUAGUUAAAGAAGAUUCAGCAUUACAUCGAGUGCCGUUUUAUCGAGUAGUGCUAGAUGAGGCUCACAAUAUCAAGGAUCGUACUUCGGGAACUGCCAAGGCGGCAAAUACUUUGAACACAGUAAAAAGAUGGUGUCUUACUGGGACACCCUUGCAGAAUAGAAUCGGUGAAAUGUACUCUCUUAUUAGGUUUAUGAAAUUAGACCCAUUUCAUCAAUAUUUCUGUGCAAAGUGUGAUUGUACAUCCCAUGAAUGGAAGUUUAGUAAUUGGAAGAAUUGUGAUUUAUGUGGUCAUACUCCAAUGCUUCAUACUAAUUUCUUCAAUCAUUUCAUGUUGAAAAAUAUUCAGAAGCAUGGGAUGUCUGGAGAUGGUCUCACAUCUUUCCAACAUAUAAGGCUCUUGCUUAACAAUAUAAUGUUGAGAAGAACGAAAGUGGAACGAGCGGAUGAUUUAGGAUUACCACCUAGAAUUGUCGAGAUUAGAAAGGACAGAUUCAACGAAGAAGAGAAGGAUUUAUACACUUCCUUGUAUAGUGAUUCUAAACGUAAAUUCAAUGCAUUUGUCGCUGAAGGGGUUGUUCUUAAUAACUAUGCGAACAUUUUCACCCUUAUCACAAGAAUGAGACAAUUGGCAGAUCAUCCUGAUUUGGUGUUGAAAAGAGUUGGAAGUAAUAGUGUUAGCGGUGGACCCGCAGCUAUUGAAGGGGUUGUAGUAUGUCAACUUUGUGACGAUGAAGCUGAAGAACCAAUAGAGCUGAAAUGUCAUCACAGAUUCUGUCGGAUGUGUAUUUCAGAGUAUGUGGAAUCCUUCCUGGGUGAUUCAUCCAAAUUGGAAUGUCCUGUGUGUCACAUUGGAUUAUCCAUUGACCUUACACAACCUGCUCUUGAAGUUGACGAAGAACUUUUCUCCAAGCAAUCUAUUGUCAACCGGAUUCAAAUGGGUACUCAUGGUGAAUGGAGAUCAUCCACCAAAAUUGAGGCGUUAGUUGAAGAAUUAUACAAACUUCGGUCAGAUCGUCAUACUAUCAAAUCAAUUGUAUUUUCUCAAUUCACUUCAAUGUUGGAUCUAGUUGAAUGGAGAUUGAAACGAGCAGGUUUCCUGACGGUCAAGUUACAAGGUUCCAUGUCACCACAACAAAGAGAUAACUCUAUUAGAUAUUUUAUGGAGAACACUCACGUGGAAGUUUUCCUUGUCUCUUUAAAAGCUGGUGGUGUUGCAUUGAACUUGUGCGAAGCAUCCCAGGUCUUCUUGAUGGAUCCUUGGUGGAACCCAAGUGUAGAAUGGCAAUCGAUGGACAGAGUUCAUCGUAUUGGACAAAAGCGGCCGAUCAGAAUCACCCGUUUCUGUAUUGAAGAUAGUAUUGAGCUGAAAAUCAUCGAGUUACAAGAGAAAAAGGCAAAUAUGAUCAAUGCUACCAUCAAUUCAGACGAUGCAGCUGUACUGAGAUUAACUCCAGAUGAUCUCCAGUUUUUAUUUAUGAAUUAA
Molecule: messenger RNA, 2481 nt
Organism: [Candida] anglica
Lineage: Eukaryota; Fungi; Ascomycota; Pichiomycetes; Serinales; Debaryomycetaceae
Source: the annotation of a GenBank genome assembly